Molecule: messenger RNA, 3129 nt
Organism: Adineta steineri
Lineage: Eukaryota; Metazoa; Rotifera; Eurotatoria; Adinetida; Adinetidae
Source: the annotation of a GenBank genome assembly
AUGUUUGUUGCUGAUUAUGUUCUUACAGAACCAAUAAAUUCAUCACCAUGUGAAGUAAAAUAUAGUUUUGUUAAUCUGGUUAUUGAACGAUUUGCUAAAAAUGAAUUAUCAAUUGAUAUUAAUGAUCUUGUGAAAAUUUUUACCCAAACUCUCGAUAGAUCAAGAAUCGAUGAAUGGAAUUUAAAUUUUCUUCAAACAAUUUAUCAAAAAUUCAAAAUUGGUACCCAGUUAUGUUUAAUACCAUUGAAAACUAAUUUAAUCGAACAAAUUCUUCAAAGUUUACUUAAGAAAACAUUUGUUUUCAAUUCAGAAGAAAAUUAUGAUAAAUGGAAACAAUUUUUAACUCAAUGUAUAUUUUCAAAUUCAAUAAAUGAUGAUAAUAUUUUAAAUAAUCAAAAUAUUGUAGCAAAUUUCAAACAAUUUUAUCAACAUGCAGUUCAACUAUCUCAUCAAUCACCCAUAUGGUUACAAAUUGCAACAAUAUCGUCGGAUUCUAUAAGACUAUUGAUUCAAUCCUAUAAAAACAAUAUUGAGCUGAUCAGAUCAAGUUAUUUACAAUUAGUAAGAAUGAUUGAAUGUUUAGUUUUAGCGAAUAGAUAUGAUGAUGCUUGUUUAUUAUCUACUAAAUUAAUAAUUCCAAAUUUAUGUUCAAUUAAUUUAGAAAUUUUAUUACAUAGAAUAAUCGAAUUUUGUCCAAAAGUUGAAAAUCGAGAUUUAUUUUGCUCAGAAAUUCUUUCACCUUUUGUUUGGGAAUUAGCGGAUUUACAAGUUAAGAAAAGUUUUGCACUGGUCUAUUUCGAUUUAAUUGUAGCUAUUUUAAAAUUAUAUAUUGAUAAAGCACCUGAUUUAUGUUGUCGUCUAUUAAAACGAAAAGAUUUUUAUCCUUGGGAACAAAUAACAAAUGGUUUAAGUGAUUUAACAAAAAUUUGUAUUUCUUAUGAUACUAUUGUUAACGAAAAAGUGUUUAGUGACUUAAAUCAAUUAGAAGAUAUUCUUUGUAUAAUAUCUACAAAAGCAGAAGUUUAUCCAACUAUCAUUAAAAGGCUUCAUUCAAUUGCUCUUGAAGCUACUCUUCGAUGGUCAAAUCCUGAAAUUAGUUGGAGUAAUCAUGUUUAUCGAAUGGGAAUAUAUAUAGUUAAAUUAAUAGAUUCAGAGCAAAUCAAUGAUGAUAUAUAUAUAAAAUUUAUUAAUGCAUUACAAAAUCGAAUAAAUUGUGAAAAUGAAGAAUUAAAUAAAAAAAAUCGUUCCUUUUUUACUAAUUUAUCAAAUCAGCUUGGUGAUUUUAUCCAACGACUAAAGAGACUUUCACAUAAUGUUCAUUCGAAAAUAGCUUCUCUCUUUUUAUCUAUACUCAACUAUCCAUUUUAUGAUGAAGAUCACAAUAUGACAUUUCAAUAUACUGUUCUAGUAUGUCUUUUAUUUCGAGUAGCAUCAGUGAUUUAUAAUGAAAAUGAUGCUCGUCUCUAUGAACCAUUUCUUGAUGAAAUGUAUAUGAAUGUUAAAAGUGAUAAUAAAACGAUACUGUGUCAAUGGUGGAUUGGAUUUUGGCUUACUAUUGUUCAUCGACGUCAAGAUUUGAUUACAUUAGAUUCAAAUUUAUUAAUUAAUGAAUUAGAUUCAAUAAGAAUCAAACAAGCUCAAAAUGAUAUACAACAAAUCGAAUUAUGUAUUGAUAAAAAAAAUAUGAAAAGUAAAGAAAAAAAAGAAAUUAUUCCAUCAUGGACUUCAAAAGUAACUAAAUUAUUAAAUCAACGUGCUGAUAAUGAUUGGUAUUUACUUGCUAAACAUCUUGGAUUUUCAUCGAGUAAAAUAAAACAUUGGACAAUAGAGACAGAUCCUUGUAUGGCUUUACUAAAUGAAUGGUUUACUAUACAUACAAUAGAUGAAGCUAUCUGUAGACUAAUUAAAGCACUUGAGGAAAUAAAUCGAUAUGAUGUAGUGCAAAUUAUUCGUCAAGAAGUAUUAACAAUAGAACAUAUUACUCCAAAUGAUCUUUCUAUUCAAUCGAAACAUCAACCACCAAUUUAUCUUUCAUAUCAUUCAAGUAAACAAACUCUAGUAACUAAAUUAAAAGAUCAUUUAGAAAAAGCUGGUUACAGUUGUCAAAUGUAUGAUGAAGAAAUUAACAUUAAUAUUGUAGAAACUGAUAUUCGUAGAGCAAAAAUAGUUAUCUGUUGUAUCAAUACACUCUAUAUACAAUCAAAAAUAUGUUCAAAAACAUGUCAAUUAGUUCUAAAUAUGAAAAAGCCAUUUAUUCUUUUAUGUAUGAAAGAAUUAAUAUGGUUACCAUUAGAAGAUAUAUUUAAAUCUAUUCUUGAUGAUUAUUCUUCGAUUGAAUUUUAUGAUAAUGAAAACAAUGAAGAAUGGUCUGAAAAUAAAUUUAUUGAAUUACUUGGUCAAAUUCGUUAUUAUUUAGCACCUGAUCAUGAUAUGAUUAGUGAAGAAUAUCGUCAUUGGUUUGUACCUCGUUUAGAUAAUCUUAUUUUUUUAAAAUCAUUUAAUUUGCAUGCUAAAAAUAAUUUCAUAUUAUUUAAUAAUAUUCCAUUAGUAGUUUAUCAACCACAAAUAAUUAUUUCUUAUGAAUGGAAUUGCCAAAAAGAUGUUAUUAAUCUUUAUAAACAAUUAGCACAAUUAAGAUAUCGAAUUUGGCUUGAUAUAUUUCAAAUGGAAGGUGAAGAUACAUUAAUAGAAAAGUAUAAUAUUGCAAUUCAUCAAGCAUUAUGUUUACUUGUUUGUAUUACACCUAAAUAUAUGAAAUCAAUUAAUUGUCAAAAUGAAAUAACUCUAGCUAAUACUCUAAAUAAACCUAUUAUACCAUUAUUAUUAGAAGAAACGAAUUCAUGGCCACCGAAAUAUUAUGUAUUAUCAUUAUUUACUGAAAAAUCAUAUAUUGAUUUUCGACAUUCAAAUAAAUAUGAUAGAUGGACAGGAAAACAAUUUGAAAUAUUACUUACUUAUCUAAAACAAAUCAUACCUCAAGUAAAUACUGAUAAAUCACGAUAUUUAUUAGAAAUGCAAAGACCUAUUUCUGCUUUGCCAAAUACUCAUAAUAAUAAUAUUGAUGAAAGACCUAAACGUAUAUCAAGUGCACCAAGUAUUUCAAAUAGUCGCACAUGUUCUCUAAUGUAA